AUGCAUAACAAUCUAUAAUACCUAAAUGAUCUAAAAUGAUAUUUUUCCAUUUCAUCAUUUUCAAAUUGCAAGUGAGGAAAUGUUUAUCCUGUCAACAGAAGUGGAAAGAACUUCUUAAUUUUUUCAUAAGUGAUAGUGAUAUUGUUCAGAGGUGUGACUAAACAGGAUCUAAAGCUCUUCGGUCACUAACACUUCUAAGGAGCCCACCACCUGGAGAAUUUUGCACCUAAAACAGAUAUGAGGGGAUUAUCCCCAGACUCGAGACACACCAGAUAACGCAGUCAGAUCUCGGGCUGGACACGGAGACCAACCUCACAGACACACAGACAGACAAACACACACACAGACAGACAGACAGUCAGUCUCAUGCCAACUGCCUCCACUGUGAAUCUCACAGGACCACUCCUCCUGCUGUUGCUAUGGGCAACUCACCACGCCAUGGCAACCAACUGGCUGUCUCUGGCCAGGUUGCCCCGUUCUCGGCCGGUCUCGGGCUCGGGCCCCUGCGGCCGCUUGCGGGGCCUGUCGGCGGGGCAGGUGGGGGUGUGUCGUGCCCGGGGGGAGGUCAUGGAGUCCGUGCGCAGGGCAGCUGAGAUGGUGAUUGAGGAGUGUCAGCACCAGUUCCGGAACCGCCGCUGGAACUGUUCCACUACCCCGCGCGGAGUAAACAUCUUCGGCCGGGUGAUGAAUCAAGGCACCCGUGAGGCUGCCUUUGUCCACGCCCUGGCCUCAGCUGCGCUGGCAGUUGCAGUGACACGCGGCUGCAGCCGGGGGGAGCUGGAGAGGUGCGGCUGUGACCGCAAAGUCAGGGGGGUGAGCCCAGAGGGGUUCCAGUGGUCUGGAUGCUCGGAUAACCUGUCGUACGGUGUGGCAUUCUCCCAAACGUUUGUGGACGAGCCGGAGCGUGCCAAAGGCCUGUCGUCAGGACGACCACUCAUGAAUAUCCAUAACAACGAGGCGGGCAGGAAGGCCAUCCUGCACAACAUGCAGGUGGAGUGCAAGUGCCACGGCGUGUCGGGCUCCUGUGAGCUCAGAACGUGCUGGAAGGUCAUGCCCCCAUUCCGCCGCGUGGGAGCCGUGCUGAAGGAGCGCUUCGACGGAGCCACUGAGGUGCGACUGUCUCGUGUGGGCUCCAGAACAGUGCUGCUUCCCAAGGACCCCCAGGUGAAGCCACCUGCAGCCCGGGACCUGGUCUACCUGGCCUCCUCACCUGACUUCUGCCGCCUGGACCCCGACAAUGGCAUCCCAGGCACUGCUGGCCGCCGCUGCAAUGGCACUUCUCGGCUGGCGCCGGAUGGGUGUGAGCUGCUGUGCUGUGGGCCCGGGUACCGCUCGGGCCGGGCCGAGGUGGUGCAGCGCUGCUCCUGCAAGUUCUCCUGGUGCUGCUCGGUCCGCUGCCAGCAGUGCAAGAACACCGUGCUCAUCCACACCUGCAAUAAGUAGGCCUAGAACCCGGCCCUCAGACGGAACCCAAAGAACCGGAGCACAGGAUGUGCACUCUCAAGCCUGCUGGUAAAAGCUGAAGGCGUGAAGGGAGUCCCCUUAGUCCAGACCCAGGAGAUGGAAACACAUGUGUGGGCAUACAUUAAGAAUGCUGUAUGAAGAACACGGAACAUUAAGUCAAAUACAUAUUCUAAUGUUCUAAUUCCAGUCAAGUACAUAAUGGAAUGUUCUAGAACACCCCCCUCCCCUUUCACUGUGCUGAAUGCAGAACCAUGUCUAGACAGUCUAGAAUUCUGCUGACCCAACAUUAAAUGUGGAAGUCAUUGCUCAUUCCAAAACACAAGAGUUUUGAGACAGUCCUUAAGUUUUUUGUGUCUGAUUUGAAAAAUCAUAUAGAGCACUUAAAGUCAUCCAACCAAUAGAAAUGUUCUAUUAUUCGGAAUUUGUUAGGAUGAAUAUUUUGUGAACUGAUGUUUGGACUAAAUCACUUUACAAUCACUUACUUGUCCCUCUGCUUGUGCAUAACUGUUUCUACAGGUCAAUUCUGAACGUAAUGUACAUCUUCAUGUAUGUCCGAAAGGUUCAACACAGGCAGGUAGACGGAUCCAGGGCUGACAACACUGUACAGUUCACACAGUCACAACACAGACAACCCCAAUAGUCGAACGCUGACAGACGACACACAUCAGACACUUUCACACUCCAAAUCAUUAAUCUAUUCUACACUGACAAAGCUGUUAUGGCUGAGACAUACUAAGAAUAACAGAGAGGGAAUUUUUGUCAUUUUAAGGGCUUCCGUAGAUGGAAUGUUGCUCUAGUCUAGUGGGAUCUGUAGUACUUGUACAGUAUCAGUAUGCUUUCAGUGUCUUUUAUAUUUAUUUGCCUCUGUUGUCCUGAGGGGUAUUUCAAGUAUGCUUUAACUCAUAGUUCGUAGUAAACCUCCUUAAAGAAACCGUACCGCUCCUCUAUAAGGAAGUUUACAUUUUCUUCUGGAUUAAUUUACCCAGGUUUGCCACUAAACAAUGUACUUGACAUAUGCCCGUUGUGCUUUUGGCCUUGUGUGUGACGGUUAGCCUGUGGUCAUGUGAUCCAACCCUCUGGCCUAUGAGCGCCUCCAUCCUGGGUGACACUGGGCCAGACGUCAGCCAACACCCAGCUGGGGUCGAGCCUGUGUUAAACCAUCACUUGUGUUCUGUGCAGCAUCAAUGGUCAAAUAAAAACUGUUUUGUUUUUUGUUUCCCAACAACACCCAUCUGAAAA
Sardina pilchardus (European sardine) is the source of this 2703-nucleotide messenger RNA. RefSeq names its product wingless-type MMTV integration site family, member 4b (gene wnt4b). Gene Ontology annotation, biological process: cell fate commitment; canonical Wnt signaling pathway; neuron differentiation. Bases 367 to 1443 code for a protein of 358 amino acids. The record is from RefSeq and is a predicted model, not a curated record. Gene Ontology annotation, molecular function: cytokine activity; frizzled binding. NCBI's taxonomy places the organism in Eukaryota, Metazoa, Chordata, Actinopteri, Clupeiformes, Clupeidae. Gene Ontology annotation, cellular component: extracellular region. The transcript is spliced from 9 exons.